CAUGUGGUUUGGACCCAAGUUAAGCUCCAGUCAUUGCCAGUAAGUCAUGUUUGUUGUGUGUAGGUGCAUGCGUGCAUGACUUUUAUAUUGCUGUGGUAACCAGAUGCGAUGUGCACCCUCCCCCUCAGGUAGGACUUUCUCCACAGAGGAUAAAGAACAGAACAGUCACUGCCGCUCGCUCUCUUCUCUUCUCCGCUCCUCUAGCAAGCACUAGCCUGCUCCGGACAAGGCAGCGUGAGGGAGGCUGAAAGGAACAAAGACGAGCCUGUGCUUAUUUUUCUAAACACUCAGGAAUAUUUUACUUAAGGUUCCUCUUGUUCCAUCUCUCCAGGAAGUAUCCGUCACCAGGUGCAGCAGAUAUCCUGAAGAUGGGUUGCUUUGGAUUUUUGAAAUCAAUGAUGUUCCUUUUCAAUGGCAUCAUCUUUCUGGCCGGAGUCGGUGUCCUAGCAGUGGGCAUCUGGGUGAAGGUGGACAAAGGCUCUAUCCUGAGUUUUCUGCAGAACCUGGACGGCGCACCAUCUGAUCUGAAGCAGGUGCUGAACGUGGGCUACCUGCUGAUCGCGCUGGGCUCCGUGCUGCUGUUGCUCGGCUUCCUGGGUUGCUGUGGCGCAGUGCGGGAGAGCAAGUGCAUGCUGCUGAUGUUUUUCACCAUCAUACUGAUUGUCUUCAUUGCUGAGGUGGCUGGAGCAGUUGUGCUUCUAGUUUUUAAGGGACUGAUUCAAAGCCUGAUCAGUCAAGUCGGGGUCAAUAUUGUGGAAACCGUCAAAAAGGGUUAUGGAGUUGAUAAAGAUGUCACUGGCCUCCUGAAUGCUCUCAUGGACACGCUGAAGUGCUGUGGAUUCAACAACUACACGGAUUUCACAGGUUCACCUUUUAGCCAAAACGCCACCUAUCCAUCCCAGUGCUGUGUGGUUACCCCCUGCUUAAAAGUCAACGCCACAGCUGCGAAUGUUACUGGGUGUUACCCGGCACUGGUUAAAUGGUUUGACUCAAAUUCGGUUGUCAUCAUAGGUGUGGCUCUGGGAAUUGCCAUUCUCGAGCUUUCUGCAAUGGUUGUCUCCAUGACCCUGUAUUGCCAGAUAAAGGCAAAAGGUUCCUGAAGCCUGAGGAAAAGAAGAUGCUUCCAGACAUUUCCCAAUUACAAAUAUACAUCCAAAGGAACUUUUUUUUAUUUUCAAUAUUUUUGUAUUAAUUAACAUUUAUUAGUAUAAACAAUGUGAUAAGAUUUAUGUUCUAUAAAGGAUUUAAUGUUUCAUCUGUUACUUAUGUUGAUUUUGAAUUGAGACCCAACAUGUGAUGCUUUGUUAGUAAUUCAUUUUAAUACUCACUUGACCUUGUUGUAUUAUGUUUGUUUAUUUAGUCAUUUGGUAGAACCUGUCAAAGUGAUUAAGAGGUUGAUGAAUGAAUGGAUUCAUAGCCUAUAAAUUAUCCUAUAGUGCCCUUUACAAAUAUUGUCAGCCCUACUGAGCAUUAGCAAAAUCGACUGUUUAAAAAAAAAAAGCAUUCUUGCUGUGUAUCCUUUUGGUCUUUCAUUUGAUUUCAUUCAUAAUAUUAACAAAAAUCUAAUAUUUUUUAGAUAUAUUUCAUCAUGAAAUAAAUAUUUUUCUCAAAUCCA
Messenger RNA from Pygocentrus nattereri (red-bellied piranha), 1615 nucleotides. RefSeq names its product tetraspanin-1-like. Gene Ontology annotation, cellular component: membrane. NCBI's taxonomy places the organism in Eukaryota, Metazoa, Chordata, Actinopteri, Characiformes, Serrasalmidae. The coding region runs from base 369 to 1100 and encodes 243 amino acids. The record is from RefSeq and is a predicted model, not a curated record. The transcript is spliced from 9 exons.